Molecule: messenger RNA, 3423 nt
Organism: Oikopleura dioica
Lineage: Eukaryota; Metazoa; Chordata; Appendicularia; Copelata; Oikopleuridae
Source: the annotation of a GenBank genome assembly
AUGUUUAUAUUUGCUUUAGCAAUUUUGGAUGGAACUGAUAUUGAUGAAUUGGACAUCGAAACCGUCGCAAUCUACGCCGCUGAAGACAAACACUCAGCCCAUCGCACCAAAGCUGACACUGCCUACCGCGUUGGCGAGGGAAAAGCGCCAGUUGCCGCCUAUCUCGAUGUUCCUGACAUCAUCCGCAUCGCGAAAGAACAAAACGUCGACGCCAUCCAUCCUGGCUACGGCUUUCUCUCGGAACGAGCCGAUUUCGCUCAAGCUUGUACGGACAAUGGGAUCAAGUUCAUUGGACCCAAGCCGGAUAUUGUGCACAAAAUGGGCGACAAGGUCGAAGCGAGAGCGAUUGCCAUCGCCGCUGGGGUUCCUGUCGUUCCGGGAACAGACAAUCCGAUUGAGAAUAACUCCGAAAUCCGAAAAUUCAUCGAGUCUCAUGGUCUUCCAGUCAUCGUCAAAGCCGCUUAUGGUGGCGGAGGAAAAGGCAUGCGAAUCAUCCGGAACGAGUCGGAAAUCGACUCUCAAUUCGAACUCGCCAAGUCCGAAGCCGCUCGAGCUUUCGGAAACGGAGCUCUUUUUGUCGAAGCCUAUCUCGAAAAACCCCGACACAUUGAGGUCCAAAUCCUCGGAGAUGAGCACGGAAACAUCGUUCACCUCUACGAGCGAGACUGCUCGAUUCAGCGACGACAUCAAAAAGUUGUGGAAAUUGCGCCGGGGCACUUGCUCGACCCUGUUGUCAGACAAAACAUGUUGGACGACGCUGUCAAGCUCUGCAAAUACGUUGGUUACCAAAACGCUGGAACGGUGGAAUUCUUGCUCGAUUCCGAAGGCCGUCACUUUUUCAUCGAGGUCAAUUCGCGUCUACAAGUCGAGCAUACAAUCACCGAGCAAGUAACUGGAGUUGACUUGGUACAGUCGCAGAUCAAAAUUGCCGAGGGCGCCAAUUUGGAAACAGACCUUCAUCUCGUCCAGGAUAAUAUCAAGACCCAGGGUACUGCCAUCCAAUGUAGAGUGACAACGGAAGAUCCGGAGAAAGACUUUUCCCCGGAUACUGGAAGAAUCGAAGUUUUCCGAACUGCUGAGGGCAUGGGAGUCCGACUCGACUCCGCUGCCGCUUUUCCUGGAGCCAUCAUUUCGCCGCACUACGAUUCGCUUCUUUGCAAAGUCAUUUGCUCCGGACGAGACAUGGCCGACGCUUCGAAAAAGAUGUCGCGAACUUUGGAAGAGUUCAGAAUCAGAGGAGUCAAAACAAACAUCCCGUUUCUCAAAAAUGUAGCCAAAAAUCCGCAGUUCAUCGGAGGCGCCUGUGAUACGACUUUUAUCGAUGCAAAUCCGAGUCUUUUCAAUUUCUCACGAUCGGAGGAUCGGGGGACAAAACUGCUGAAUUAUCUUUCUGAAUUGAUGGUGAACGGGCCGAUGUGUGACUUGCCGGUAGAUGUCAAACCAGCUGAUGUUCAGCCGACAAUUUCUGGUCAUUCUAAACCACUCGGCUCAACCUCCGCCCCACCUGGCUGGCGAGACAUUUUGAAGUCCCGAGGACCUGAAGGAUAUGCCAAGGCUGUACGCCAGAACCCUGGCCUGCUCAUUACAGACACAACAAUGCGAGACGCACAUCAAUCUCUUCUCGCCACACGAGUACGAACACGAGACUUAUUGGGUUGCGCGCCGUUUGUCGCUGGAGAGAUGCAACAUCUUGGCUCUCUAGAGUGCUGGGGCGGGGCGACUUUCGACGUUGCCUUGCGAUUCUUGAGGGAGUGUCCGUGGGAGCGAUUGCAAGAGCUAAGAACGCAGAUUCCAAAUAUUCCCUUUCAAAUGCUUCUUCGAGGAGCAAACGCAGUUGGCUACACAAACUACCCGGACAACGGCGUUCGGGAAUUUUGUCAACUUGCCCACGACAACGGGAUGGACAUUUUCCGAGUUUUCGACUGUCUCAACUACCUGCCAAAUUUGAUCUUCGGAAUGGAAGCUGCUGGACAAUCAGGAAGUGUUGUUGAAGCUGCGAUUAGCUACACAAGCGACUGUACCGUCCAACAAGGAAACAAGUACAACUUGGAUUACUACAUUAAACUCGCAAAUGAGCUGGUCAGAAAUGGCGCUCACAUCUUGUGUAUCAAGGAUAUGGCUGGCUUACUGACUCCAAAGUCCGCCCAUAUGCUAAUCGACGCCCUUCGUCAGCGAUUCCCCGACAUUCCGAUCCACGUCCACACUCAUGACACUGCUGGAGUCGGUGUUGCCGCAAUGCUGGCCUGCUAUGAUGCUGGAGCUGACAUGGUCGAUGCUGCUGUCGACAGCAUGUCCGGAAUGACAUCACAGCCAUCAAUGGGCGCUCUCGUUGCUUCUGCGGGAGAAGUUGAUACAAUGCUCAAGUUGAAGAAUGUCUGGAAAUACAGCGAUUACUGGGAGCAAGCUCGAACACUCUACUCGCCAUUUGACUGCACUGCCACGAUGAAAUCUGGAUCAUCAGACGUUUACGAACACGAGAUUCCUGGAGGACAAUACACAAAUCUGCACUUCCAGGCGUACUCAAUGGGUCUUGGCGAUCAAUUCAAAGAAGUCAAGCAGAAAUAUGCAGAGGCAAAUGAGCUUUUAGGAAACAUUAUCAAAGUCACUCCAUCAUCAAAAGUCGUUGGUGAUCUGGCCCAAUUCAUGGUCCACAACAACCUCUCCGCUGAAGACGUCAAAAACACUGCCAAAGACCUCAGUUUCCCCAAUUCAGUCAUCGACAUGAUGCAGGGCGGCCUUGGCAUCCCGGUUGGUGGUUUCCCCGAGCCGUUGAGAAGCGAUAUUGUUGGAUCUCUACCGACGAUUCAUGGAAGACCUGGAGAGAGCAUGGAGCCAAUAGACUUUACGAAAAUUGAAAAUGAGCUGAUCUCGAAGUACAAGGAUUUGAACAUAAGCGCGGAAGAUGUGAUGUCCUACGCUAUGUACCCAGCUGUCACUGAUGAAUAUCUCCGCUUCAAAUCCCAAUACGGCCGCGUUUCCGGCCUCGAAACCCGCAAAUUCUUUGUCGGCCCUGACAUUGCCGAAGAAUUCGAUGUCGAACUCGCUCCGGGCAAAAUCGUUUCUGUCAAGCCCCUCGCUGUCACUGACUUGAACGCAUCCGGCGAGCGCGAGGUGUUUUUCAACUACAACGGAGCGCUCCGAAGUUUGAUGGUCAAGGACAAGGAAGCGGCGAAGACAAUCGUUUUGCAUCCAAAAGCGACUGCUGGAGUGAUCGGGUCUGUUGGAGCGCCGAUGCCGGGAGAGGUGAUCAAGCUUUUGGUAAAAACAGGACAGAAGGUCAAGCAAGGAGAUUCCAUCGCGGUUCUCAGUGCCAUGAAAAUGGAAACCAACAUCCCUGCCCCUUGCGAUGGCGUCAUCGGAAACUGCCCAGCCAAAAUCGGCCAGUCUUUGACCAAAGACGAUCUCAUUUGCGACAUUAACUAA